AUGAGCGAGGAGACGGCAAUCGGUGAAGACAUCAACCACCAGUUCUUAGAUAUGGAUCAUUCAAAUGGUCUUCUAGCUUGUGGGAACUCAUCCGGAUCAAUUGUCCCUGAGGGUCGACUCGUUCGUCUGUUCUAUGAGAAUUUUCACUCAGCUCAUCCAAUCCUCGUCCCUGCUGCACUUUACGAGAAAUGGAACUAUCCGCCUUGCCUGCAUCAGGUUGUCAAAUUCAUAGGGAGUCACUACUCCAUGGUACUUGACAAUGAUGUAUUGAACGAAUCUACCUCGCUGCUCCUUAAUCAAACCACAGAGAGAACAUCUCAGAUGGUUCAGGCUCAUCUUCUAUAUUCAAUUAUAAUGCGUGCUCGCAAUGAGACAUCUAAGGCAGAGUCUUCUCUGACCCAGGCAAUCGAUAUUGCCAUUGAGCUUGGAAUGCACCGAGAAGACUUCGCCACCGCAUUUUCUGGCGGUAGAGAGCACGAGGCAGAAAGCCUGCGACGGACAUGGUGGGAGCUCUUCAUUUGGGAAGCCUACAUGGCCACAUUGAAUAAAAAGAGCAUUCUACGCUGCAGCGAUAUUUUUUCUGACGUUUGGUUACCAUGUGAGGAGUCAGCCUAUACAUCUCUUCAAGCUAUUCCACAGCCUCAUUCUCUCGCCUCUUUUAGGACGAGGAUAUUCACAGAGGAUGAGGAGAUUACCAAUUAUUCAUCGUUUGCCUAUCGCAUUGAAGCUGUUCGCAUUCUCGCCCGUGUCUUGGUUCUCAACAGUCUACCCGAAACACAUCAUGAUCACUUGCAAGCUGUCGCAAACACCCUCGUCAGCUGGUUACACCACCUUCCGCAACAAAAGAUCGAUAUCAUCGACAUGUAUGGAAACAUCGACGAGAUGCUGUUCCAAGCCUAUUUCACAAUCCACUAUGCUGCUAUGCUACUACAUUUGCCCCGUGGUAAUCUUCGACCAAGAUUUCCGGACUCAAUGUUCUCAAUCUGCCCUGUCACCCUGUUCCGGCUCUCGCCAUCUCUGACGCGCCAUGUACACGACGUGAAAACCAUUGAAGCCUCUAAGAAUCUGUCUAAUCUCUUAUCUGUGCGCUCUAGCGCACAAAGCUACAGUCCUCUUGUUGUCUUUGGCUCACUACUAUGUGGCCUCGUUCAGCUUACUGCCAUCGAUAGGCAUGGGCCAGAUUGUUAUGAUCAUCAUCAAAACCGGAUAGUUCUCGUUCUUGGAUGUCUCAAGCUUCUCAGGUCCAAUUGGCCUUUAGCGCAAGAGGCCUUCUCUCAUCUCAGGAACUCCGUUGCUCAGCGGGCAACAAUUACCUCGGAGUAUUCGCCGUUUGAGAGCAGACUUACGCCGCAAGGGAACCAAAGACCCAAUACGGCUGCAAUCGAGACUGCCAUAUCUCUUCCCACGGGAGACGAUGUCAUCAAUGGCCAAUUAUCCUCAAGGCUCUUAUCUGAAUAUCUUGAUCCGAUCUGCGGUGAUUCGUUCCCGUUGUUUCACAUACCCGAUCCCGAGGGGUUUUCGGCCUCUCUGGGUCACCAAUCUACCUAA
Messenger RNA from Penicillium griseofulvum, 1548 nucleotides. RefSeq names its product fungal specific transcription factor domain-containing protein. Gene Ontology annotation, biological process: DNA-templated transcription. Bases 1 to 1548 code for a protein of 515 amino acids. The record is from RefSeq and is a predicted model, not a curated record. The transcript has a single exon. Gene Ontology annotation, molecular function: DNA binding; zinc ion binding. NCBI's taxonomy places the organism in Eukaryota, Fungi, Ascomycota, Eurotiomycetes, Eurotiales, Aspergillaceae.